Messenger RNA from Meloidogyne enterolobii, 470 nucleotides. NCBI's taxonomy places the organism in Eukaryota, Metazoa, Nematoda, Chromadorea, Rhabditida, Meloidogynidae. The record is from the annotation of a GenBank genome assembly.
CGAAGAGAGAGGAGAAAGAAGUAACUACUGCUCUUGAGUGUAAGCAGUCCUGUCUAGGUCCCCGUAUGAAGCAAGCUGUCAGUAAUGUACGCAGAUCGUCUGCUGUUCGGCAAACCAAAUCUUGUGGAGACUUGCCCAAUUUGGUGAAUUUGGAGGACGACAAUUCUUAUGGUGAAUACGAGGACAAAGAGGACGGGACAAACAACAACUAUUCAAGUAGUUCUUCAAACGAUGCAGACGUGUCUCAUCUUGUGACGAAGAGGAGGAUGGCUCUUUCUACUUGUAGCUGGGAUAGUUAUGGUAUCAUUCUUCUUGCUCCGAAUGUGUUUCUUAUUCGUCUUAUUUGGACUUCACAAGAUGAGUCUUCACAAGAUGAGUAUUUUAUGGCAACAAACGAACUGUCGUCCAAUUCGUCGGAAAUGUAUUUCUCUGAUGCAGUCUCUGAAGAAAAGGUAGAUUUGUUAAAAUAA